This is a messenger RNA of Colius striatus (speckled mousebird), 1482 nucleotides long. RefSeq names its product CCCTC-binding factor like (gene CTCFL). NCBI's taxonomy places the organism in Eukaryota, Metazoa, Chordata, Aves, Coliiformes, Coliidae. The record is from RefSeq and is a predicted model, not a curated record.
AUGACUGUAAGUGUGUGGGAAGAUAUCUAUGUUGUUUAUGACUUAGGGCUGACGCAGAUUAACAUUUUACAAGAAAAAGGGCAAGUGAAGAGUUCAGAAAGCAAGCCAACAGAGAAACCACCAGACUUGCUAUUGAUUGAGAUAUAACUUCUGGGUGUCCAGCAACUGGCCCCAUCUGAAGAGGGGGGAGGAAAGGAACUUUUGUUCACUCUUGAGGAAACAAUGCGCCAGAGCUUCAAAGCUAGUGAUGAUUUGUCAAACUCAUACAGUGAGGAUAAAGAGCAGGAAUAUUCAACUCCAUCAGAACACAGUCCCAAGAAUCGAAAAUUCCAGACUUGUGCUCCACAAUGUGAAAAAGAAGAAAAAGCAGUUUUCAGCUGUGGUUUAUGUACAUUCACCUCACUCUGGAUAUCAAGACUUAAUCACCACGUGAAAACCCGUUCUGAUGGGAAACCUCAUGUGUGUCACAUCUGCCUUAAAGCUUUUCGUACAGCUAGUCUCCUGCGUAACCAUGUGAACAUACAUGCAGGGAUCAGACCCUAUAAAUGCAGCAACUGUGACAUAGCAUUCGUGACCAGUAGUGAGCUUUCACGACACAGAGGUUACAAGCAUACUUUAGAAAAACCUUUCAAGUGUUCAGUAUGUAAAUAUUCUAGUGUAGAGGCAAGGAAAAUGAAACGAAAUGUUCGCUCACAUACAGGAGAGCGUCCAUAUGCCUGUGACCUUUGCAGUUACGCCAGCAAAGAUGCAUAUAAUCUGAAAAGGCACAAGAUAACUCAUUCAGGUGAAAAACCCUAUGAAUGUUAUGUUUGCCAGACCAGAUUCACUCAAAGUGCUACCAUGAAGGUCCAUUUGUUACAGAAACACAGAGAAAAUGUGCCAAAAUACCAGUGUCCACACUGUAACACCUUUAUUGCACGAAAAGGGGACUUGGGUGAGUUUUUGCGAAAUCUCCAUUCCUACAUGGCAGUGGCAAUGAAAUGCAGUUACUGUGAAGCUGUUUUCCAUGAGCGCUAUGCUCUUAUUCUGCACAAGAAGACCCACAGAAAUGAGAAAAGAUUCAAAUGUGAUCAGUGCAGCUACGCAUGCAAGCAGAAACGACACUUAAUUGUACAUCAACGAACCCAUACUGAUGAGAAGCCCUUCACUUGUUUGUGCUGCAGCAAAAGCUUUCGACAGAAGCAACUUCUCACUCUUCACUGUAGGAAGCACCAUGAUUCCAAUAUUAAGCUUACAGUUUAUGAAUGCCCUAAAUGUAGUAAGGGCUAUUCACUCUGGAAUAAUAUGCAUGAGCAUGCUGAAAAUUGUGGAUUGGUGAGGACAAAAACUGCUACACCCAGAAAAAGAAGCAAGGGCAAAAAUAAAGCCCAUGAGAACCCAAAGCCUGUUAAGCAAGAAGUUGACCUGGAGUCGUUCCAAGAUAUCUCCACGGGGAAAAACAAGCUUUUACCAGUGAGAUUGUUCCUGUUUUGGAUGGAAUAG